Molecule: messenger RNA, 2645 nt
Organism: Drosophila simulans
Lineage: Eukaryota; Metazoa; Arthropoda; Insecta; Diptera; Drosophilidae
Product: calmodulin-lysine N-methyltransferase
Exons: 2
Coding region: 468-1682 (404 amino acids)
Cellular component (GO): cytoplasm
Molecular function (GO): calmodulin-lysine N-methyltransferase activity
Source: RefSeq, a predicted model, not a curated record
AUCCCAUUCUCAUGCGAGCAGGAAUCCCUAGUUGUGCGUCAAAGAGCGCCGCCUGAACUCUGAAAAUUAUUAAGAUAAUAAACGCGAGCGCCUGCUAAGUGCCUGCGAAUGGUUCUUCUCGGCAUAAACUUGUUUCUUGUGUAAAUAAACGAAGUGCCCGGCGAGCGUUUGAAGUUCUGGCCGGGACCCGGAUUCCCCGCGUCGAGUGUGCGGCCAAGCGGAUGGAUGAAGAGUGUGCGCCCGUCGCUGUGACACCUGCCGCCCAUCCUCCUCGUUAGCCCGAACCCCAAAUCACCGCUUCAUGCCUUGGGGGCCAUUAGCUCGAUCAUCGGCAUUGGAGGCGGCACCCAGGUGGUCCUUUUGGCUGCUUCUAGACGCACUAGAUACGUUCUUUGUUGACACACAGGGCGGAAAAUGGAAAACUGAGCAGUGACAGCGAAAGUGAAUCAAACAAGGCCUGAAGUAAGAUGUCAGCAGCUUUAGUACAGAAGGCGACGGAAACUCAACUCGAUCAGCCACCGGAAGUGGGUGUGGCACAGUUGGCAACCAUAUCGUUGCUACUGCAGUACGACAUUGACAACACACUGAAUGCGCUCAAGGAGCACAAGAAGAUGACGCUGGACGCUCGAUUGGGCGGCGAGGUGGCCGCCGCAGUCAACAACAACCAGGACAAGGACAUCAACCGGAAUCUGCCGGAGCAGACCGAACUGGAGGAGGUUCUGCGUCUCAAGAGCGGCGAAAACGGCUUCAUGCCGCCCACUCCGCCGGCGACGCCCAACCUGCAGAGCACUGCCCAGAAGCGCUGGAAGAUCCUGGCCAAGGUGCUGCGCAAGGACUCCGAGGAGACGGUGUCCUCGUCCAGCGAUGAGUUCGCCGAGGAGCAAACUGCAUCCGUGCGGCGCUUCAAGAGCUUCGAUCUGCUCCGUCAGGACAGCUUCGAGGAUCACGUGAGCCUGAAGUGCUUGGGCAAGACGGAGAACUGGUACAAGUACCGCAUGCAGCUGGAGAACGAGUCGGAGUACUCGGUGAACAUCCACCACAUGGAGCGCCAGCUGACCGCCAGUGAUCUGAUGGGCUUCAAUAAUACGGGCAACAUAUGCGUUUGGCCCUCGGAGGAGGCGUUGACCGCGCUGGUCCUCUCGGAGGUGGCUUCAUAUCGAGGCAAGUGGAUACUGGAACUCGGUGGCGGGUUCACCUCCCUGGCUGGCCUCAUGCUGGCCAAGUAUGCCACUCCGUACGCCGUUCACCUGACCGAUGGCAAUGAGAUAUCGGUGGAGAACGUGCGGAAAACCGUUUGCCUCAACGAGCUGAGCUGCUAUACCAAGUGCUCGGUUCUGAAAUGGCAGGAAAAGUCUGCCCGAUCGCCAGCAGAGCAGGCCAAGUUCGACUUCAUCCUCUGCGCCGACUGCCUGUUCUUCGACGAGGCCCGAUCCGCCCUGGUGGACACCAUCUGGUACUAUCUGGCGCCCGAGGGAUCGGCCCUGAUCAUGGCUCCUCGUCGCGGGCGCACCUUGAGCGUUUUCCAGGACGAGUGCGUGGCCAGGGGCUUCCGCGUGGAGUUGGCCACUCGCUAUAACGAGACCAUCUGGCAGCGGCAUCUCCAGCUGAAGGCGGACUCCGCCCUCUACGACGAGGACCUCCACUACCCGUUGCUCCUGCGGCUGCGCAAGAGCCACAGCUAGGAGAUCGAAGGGGUUAGGACUUAAUGGAAAGCCACUUGGCUGCAGUAGGUGCAAUUAUACUUAGUCAAUGUUUUAGUUGAUAGCAAGCAAAUUCCAGUUUACACCUUAAACAAUGAUGAGGCCAGCAGCGGGAAUCGAAAUUCACCUGCUGGUCUCGACGGACAAAAAGAAAUUCCUUCCACACUGAAGAAAAAUGUAGCAAGUCGAACUCGUUAGACUGGUGCUAGAAAUAUAUGAAAAAAUCUAUAUGAUUAUAAAUGUAUUCGGUUUGAUGAACACAAUAGCUUUCAAACAAAGAGUUUAAUUUCUAUUCGCGAGAGUAAAGUAAAUUAAUCAACGUAAAAAUGAAUAAUUCUUAAUUACUGAAAUAUGUUUUGUUUGUAACUCACUCGUUGAGGGCGUAUGUGAAUCCCUUGUUCGUUUGAAAGUCCUCUUGGGACUUCUGCAACCAUAUCUAAAAUACUCAAUGUGAAUGUUAAUGAAUAUAAUGGUACAUAUUCACCGCUUAAAAGCACCAGUCUAGUGAUCACCUUUAGCUCGUAGUUCACUGUUAAGUUGUGUAACAAAAAAUUCCUUUGAUAUGUUAAUUUGAUUUCCGCUGAUUCCACAAGUUUUGUAACGUUUUUUUUACAAAUACUCCUCGUUAUGUAUAUGUAGUUACCUCUAUGAAUGUUACACACCCACCACCCUCCACCCACCACCCUCCACCCACACACAAGUAUUAUUUAAAUUUAACGUGUACGCUGAAUAGCAUACUUUUUGGCUGCUUUCGUAGAAGGGCAGAGAGCACCGUCAACUGGAAAAAGGAAAACGGACGUCGGUUCCCGGAAACCGCACACAAAGCAGCAGCGCUCGACCAAUUAAUUAAUAGUUAACUAAACUUAGUGUACUGUAAUUACCUAGAGCAUGUGCUAAUGGUUAUAUGAUGAUGAUGAGAUAAAUACAGUAUCGAAAUGCCACAUA